AUGCCAGACCGGAAAUACGGCCUCGUCUUUGGCGCCUCCGGCGUGAGCGGUUGGGCUUACGUCAAUGAGAUCCUCAACGACUAUCCCAAGAAAGGCAUCUGGUCCGGCGUCUACGCCCACACAAACCGGCCCCUGAGCCUCGAGCAGUCCUACUGGCCCAAAGACGACAGGCUCUCCAUCGUCUCGGGCAUCGACCUGCUCAAGGGCAGCCAGGAGGACCUCGAAAAUGCCAUCAGGUCAGGCAUGCCCGACAUUGCCAAGGUCACGCACGUGUUCUAUGUCGCAUAUAAAGCCGGGACGGACGUCGACAAGGAACAAGAUGAGAAUGUCGACAUGCUCAAGCGCACCGUGACGGCCGUCGAUCGCCUCUCCCCGUCCCUCGAGUUCGUGGUCCUCCAGACGGGCGCCAAGCACUACGGCUGCCACCUCCUCACCAACAAGCCCGCCAGCAUCAGGCCGCCUCUCAAGGAGACUGACCCGCCCCUGCCGUCGCCCUUUGGCGAGAAGCUCUUCUACCUGCCCCAGCUCCGGUGGCUGGCCGACUUCUCCAGGGGCAAGAAGUGGGGCUGGGCCGACCCCCGGCCGGACAUCAUCGUCGGCUUCGUGCCCAACCAAAACUUCUACUCCCUCGGCACCGCCCUAGGCAUCUACCUCUCCCUCCGGCGUGAGAUCGACGGUGAGGGCGCAGAGUGCCCUUUCCCAGGCGCGCAGGCGAGCUGGGAGGCCCUGUCCAACGACUCGAGCGCCGACAUGAUUGCGCGACAGACGCUGCAUGUGAGCCUCACGCCGCCGUGGAGCCAGCGCCAGGGCGAGGCCUUCAACGUCGCCGAUAUGCGCACGCCGCUAUGCUGGCGCGACAAGUGGCCCAUCCUAUGCUCCUACUUUGGGCUCAAGGGUGUCAAGCUGCCGCAGGACGACCCCGUCGAGGUGCGCGCGUACAUCAGGGAGCAUAUCGACACUUGGAACAAGAUGGAGGAGAAAUACGGCCUGCAGAGCGGGCACGCCGAUAACCCGCGCAUCUUCCCCGGCUUCGAGUACUUCUUGCUCACGCAGUUUGACUUUGACAGGCAGUACGACAUGAGCAAGAUGUAUGGCCAGGCUGGGUUCAAGGAGGAGAGGGGCCCCUUGCAGUCGUGGGGUGGCGUGUGGGACCGGAUGAGGAAGGCCAAGAUCAUUCCGAGUGAGUUCUCGUGA
Molecule: messenger RNA, 1194 nt
Organism: Thyridium curvatum
Lineage: Eukaryota; Fungi; Ascomycota; Sordariomycetes; Thyridiales; Thyridiaceae
Exons: 2
Coding region: 1-1194 (397 amino acids)
Source: RefSeq, a predicted model, not a curated record